AUGCCUUACCCAGAGACCACCGACGCUUUUGCCGUCACUGACAUCAAGAACUGGAGCAACUUUACCCGCAAGGAGCUGCCCCUCAAGAAGUUCGAGGAGCACGACGUCGACAUCGCCAUUGAUGCCUGCGGUGUGUGCGCUUCAGAUGUCCACACCAUUAGCGGUGGAUGGGGCGAGUCGAUUCCUCUUCCUCUCUGCGUAGGACACGAGGUCAUUGGCAAGGUCGUCAAGGUUGGAUCAAAGGUCACCAAGGUCAAGGUUGGCGAUCGUGCCGGUAUUGGCGCUCAGAUUGGCGCCGACCUUACUUGCGAUCAAUGCAAGAACGACCAGGAAAACUACUGCCCCAACUCUGUCGACACAUACGGUGCUAAGCACACCGAUGGUACUGUUGCGCAGGGUGGCUACGCCAGCCACAUCAGAGGUCAUGAGUACUUUGUCUUCAAGAUCCCAGACAACAUCGAGACUUCCCUGGCGGCACCUAUGCUGUGUGCUGGUCUCACGACAUAUUCGCCAUUGAAGAGGCUAGGAGCGGGCCCUGGAAAGAAGGUCGGCAUCAUUGGACUCGGAGGUCUCGGUCACUUUGGUGUCCUCUGGUCCGUCGCCAUGGGCGCCGACACCUACGUCAUCUCGCAUAGCCCCAACAAGAAGGACGACGCUCUGAAGAUGGGAGCCAAGGACUUCAUCGUUACCAAGGACAAGGGCUGGUCCGAGCCAUGGAAGUUCCACUUCGACUUCGUCAUCAACACCGCCGAUGCCACCGACAAGUUCGACCUUGCAGAAUACUUCUCCAUCCUCAAGGUCAACGGCACCUUCCACAUGGUCGGCUUCCCCGACAACCCGCUCCCACCCAUGCCCGCCCAGAUCUUUGCCCCCAACGGCUGCUACAUGGGCGCGUCGCACAUUGGCAACCGACCCGAGAUGGAGGAGAUGUUCGAGCUCGCUUCCAAGCAGAACAUCAAGAGCUGGGUGCAGGAAAUCCAGAUUAGUGAGGAGGGCUGCAAGGAGGCCGUUGAGCGCGUGUACAAGAACGACAAUGUCAGGUACAGGAUAACACUGACGGGCUUUGACAAGGUCUUUGGUAAGAGGGCUUAG
Bipolaris sorokiniana ND90Pr is the source of this 1092-nucleotide messenger RNA. RefSeq lists its product as uncharacterized. Bases 1 to 1092 code for a protein of 363 amino acids. Gene Ontology annotation, biological process: alcohol metabolic process. Lineage: Eukaryota; Fungi; Ascomycota; Dothideomycetes; Pleosporales; Pleosporaceae. The transcript is spliced from 3 exons. The record is from RefSeq and is a predicted model, not a curated record. Gene Ontology annotation, molecular function: zinc ion binding; alcohol dehydrogenase (NADP+) activity.